Molecule: messenger RNA, 893 nt
Organism: Hordeum vulgare subsp. vulgare (domesticated barley)
Lineage: Eukaryota; Viridiplantae; Streptophyta; Magnoliopsida; Poales; Poaceae
Exons: 4
Source: RefSeq, a predicted model, not a curated record
CUAGAAAUAAUAAGGUCUAUAACAUGUGAAUGCUAAUAAAUAGCACUGUUAACAUGACCAAUUUGCGAAAUCCCAUAACAAGAUGAGAAUUGUGGCAAAACUAGUCUGGACCACUCUUUAGCCUUGUUUUUCUAAUCCCUCCAAAUUCAGUGACCUUACUCCAAAAUGGCCAUAUGGAUAAGCUUUUCCCCUUUCCUUCUUCUGUGCGUUUCCUGAUGAGGAUUACACCCGUAACCGCUCCACCACCUGCACAGUGCGUUCGAAGGCAGAGCUGUUGCCGCACUGCCCCUCUCCUCCGUGCAUCCACCGGCUGGUCGCCGACGGGGACACGACGGUCUUCCAGCGACGGGACAGAUCCCACUAGCCGGCGCUGCUGCAUAGGCCCGCAACCAUCUCCGGCAAUGGAGGAAUGAGUCCGGCAUUGACGGCGCGAGCCAUGCUGUCGGCAGAAGAGAGGAGAGAGGCGGAGCCCAGAGGUGGUGGUGGGGCCGACCCUGUCAUGGCAUGGACUGCUGGCGCGAGCGCCCAUGGCGCUGGCGUAUGUGGACACAGCCCGACGCAGGCGGCCACAACUUGGUGUGGGCUGGCGCGAGCGCCUAUGGAGCGGGCAUAUGCGACCACGGUCUGGCGCGGCCGGGUGCGAGCGGCCACGGCUCGACGUGGGCAGGCACGAGCACCAACAACACGGACGGGUACGACCAUUGCCUCGUGCCGCGCGUGGAUUACGUGGAACGCACGGCAUGGGCGGUGGCACCGAUGGGAUCUUGCACUGCUGCCUGUGCAACGCGGCCGGCGAGCGGCAACACGAGAAGCGUGAGAGGUCAAUUCCACAUCUGGCUUCCCUGGAGCGCGGCCACGCGGGCAAGAUCUCAAGAACCACUCCUCCUCCGUAG